Messenger RNA from Clarias gariepinus (North African catfish), 2308 nucleotides. RefSeq names its product threonyl-tRNA synthetase 2, mitochondrial (gene tars2). Gene Ontology annotation, molecular function: ATP binding; threonine-tRNA ligase activity. The record is from RefSeq and is a predicted model, not a curated record. Gene Ontology annotation, cellular component: cytoplasm. NCBI's taxonomy places the organism in Eukaryota, Metazoa, Chordata, Actinopteri, Siluriformes, Clariidae. Gene Ontology annotation, biological process: threonyl-tRNA aminoacylation. The transcript is spliced from 18 exons. Bases 151 to 2229 code for a protein of 692 amino acids.
UCCGACCAAUCAGCUGCGUCGUUGGCGGUAACAUGGCGGCGCGCAGAGAGGACGACACGGAGCUGCGCUGUGGGAAUAAAUAAACACGGAGAUGGUGGAUUUGUCGCUGCGUUUCCGCGUGUAAAACCUUUUCAUUUGAGGGAGCGAGAGAUGACGCUGGCGGCGUGUUUGGGUCGAGCUGUGUCCCGCGGGACCGUCAGGGCGGCGCUGAGGAGCCGCAGGGGCUACAGCAAGCUCCAGCCAUCAGCCAGCCAAUCAGAGCGACUGCGACUCUUCCAGGCCUUCUCAAAAAGCCCAGACCAGGAGGGGGCGGAGCCUGGGAGAGAGCUGAGCAUCCGAUUGGCCGACGGCAGAACGCUGAAAGGAUGGUCGGGGGUCACGACCCCGUUACAAAUCGCUCAGGAUACACGGGUUAAAGGAGCCGUUGUGAGCCGGGUGAGCGGUGCAUUGUGGGAGUUAUCUCGCCCCCUAGAGGAUGAUUGUGAGCUACAGCUGCUUGCCUUCGACACCACGGAGGGAAAAGAGGUGGUGUGGAGGACCGGUGCGUGUGUAUUAGCAAGUGUGAUGGAAACGCAUUUCGGUGCUCAGGUGUGUCGUGAAGGCGUUUCAGACACCGGGCUGUACUGUGACUACAGACUGGACAACCGCACGGUGUGUUUAGAGUCAGUGGAGCGGACGUGUGUGGAAGCGGCAGCGUUAAAACUCCCCAUCAUCACAGCACAGCUGAGCGCGCACCAACUCCGACAGCUCUUCCAGGACGACGAUGUGAGACUGCAGUGUGCUGAGGAGGCUUUGAGACUCGGGGACACAGUCAGCGUUUACAAGUAUGGAGUGUGUGUAGGCGUGUGUUCCGGUCCGCUCCUCCCUCACACGAGCUCCCUGCGCUCCUUUAAGAUCUUACAGGUUUCACCCGUGACAUUAUCGUGCAGUCCUGAGGCAGAGGGCGUGCAGAGGAUUAUGGGAGUUGCGUUUCCAGGCGAUAGAGAGCGGGAGCAGUGGGAGCGCGAGCAGGAGGAGGCCAAGAAGCGAGACCACCGACGCAUCGGCAAGGAGCAGGAGCUGUUCUUUUUUAACGACGUCAGUCCAGGGAGCUGCUUCUUCCUGCCCAAAGGAGCUCACAUUUACAACAUGCUGACCGACUUUAUAAAGAGCGAGUACAGGAGGCGGGGCUUCAGUGAGGUCGUGACCCCGACCCUAUACAGCACGUCGUUAUGGCAACGCUCGGGGCACUGGGAGCACUACAGCGAGAACAUGUUCACGGUGACGUGCGAGCCGCACACUUUCGCCCUAAAGCCUAUGAACUGCCCCGCCCACUGUGUGAUGUAUGAGCAGAGAGUGAGGUCAUGGCGUGAGCUUCCGCUGCGCUGGGCCGAUUUUGGGGCGCUGCACCGCAACGAGCACUCGGGGGCACUAGGGGGCCUGACCAGGGUACGACGCUUCUGUCAGGAUGAUGCACACAUCUUCUGCACACCCGAGCAGUUAGAAAAGGAGAUGACGGCGUGUUUGGACUUCGUGCGGAGCGUGUAUCGUGUGUUUGGGUUCACAUUCCAUUGCUUGCUGUCCACUCGGCCUGCCCAGUUUCUGGGAGACUCCGCCCUCUGGGACAACGCAGAACAGCAGUUGGAGAAGAGUCUGCGGUGUUUUGGCGAGCACUGGGAGCUCAACCCUGGUGACGGUGCUUUUUAUGGUCCAAAGAUUGAUAUCCAAAUCCGAGAUGCGAUUGGUCGACAGCACCAGUGUGCCACCAUCCAGCUGGACUUCCAGCUGCCAAUCAGAUUCAACCUGGAGUAUGUUGGAGCGGAUGGACAGAUGCACAGGCCCGUGAUGGUGCACCGUGCUGUUCUGGGUUCGCUGGAGAGAAUGAUUGCAAUCCUGGCUGAGAACUUUGGUGGCAAGUGGCCGUUCUGGCUGUCCCCGGCGCAGGUCAUGGUUUUGCCAGUAGGGGACGAAAGCGAGCACUACGCCCGGGGUGUGGUCCAGAGGCUGAAGGAGGCGGGCUUUAUGGCUGAGCUUGAUAAUGACCACGGUUCCACCUUAAAUAAAAAGAUUCGAGCAGCGCAACUAUCCCAGUACAACUAUAUAUUUGUGGUGGGAGAGAAGGAGCGACAGAGCGGGACGGUCAGCGUGAGGACGAGAGGAGGGAAGCAGCUAGGUCAGAGGUCGUUGGAGGAAGUGAUGACAUCACUGAUGGAGCUCCGAGAGAGCCGCAGCAACCAGGAGCACUUCUGAGAUGUGUGUGUGUGUGUGUGUGUGGUCCUGUCAUGCAUACUUCUGUGUAAUGUUUUUAAUAAAAUCAUGUAAUUCAUGA